AUGAUAAGUUCGUCAAUUUUUAAAAAAAUAUCAAAAAAUAUAUUAAAUAAAAAUCAAGUUAAACAUAUAAAAACAAACUUUACAAAAAUUACACCAAAUUUUAAAAAUGUUAAUUUGAUUUAUAAUGUAACAAAUAACCACCAUCAUACAUUAUCAACAACAACACCAUCAUCAUUAAUCAAUAAUAAUUUUACUAUCAAUUCAUUUAAUAAUAAUAGAUUCUAUUCAACAAAUAUUAAUGAUAAAGGUUAUGAAAAUAAUAAUAAAAAUAAUGAAAAUAAUAAUAAUAAUGAAAAUAAUGAAAAUAAUGAAAAUAAUAAUAAUAAUAAUAAUAAUAAUAAUAAUAAUAAAGAAAAAAUUUUAAAUUUUUUAAAUAGAAAUAAAAAAAAUAUGUUAUUUUCAUUUGUUGGAGUUGGGUUAGGAUUUUUAGGUUUUGGUAAUAAUUCAAAUGAUAAUGAUAAUGGUAAACAAGAUAUUGAAGAAAAACCAUACUAUUUUAAAAUUUUAAAAUAUAAAAUUACAGAGAAAUAUUUAGUGAUUGGUUCAUUAAUUGCAGCAAAUAUUAUAGUAUGGCGUUUAUUAAAGAUUCAAGGAUUUUUAGAAAGAUUUGGUCCACAUUUCUUCCUUUCACCAUCAUCACUUAAUAAGUAUCCAUCAUCUUUAAUUCUUUCAACAUUUACACAUACAGAAGGACUUCAUAUACUUUUUAAUAUGUAUGCAUUGGCAUCAUUUGGUAGUACGGCUUAUGAUCAUUUAGGAACUCGUGAUUUCUUAAUACUCUAUUUCUUGGGUGGUUUAUUUGGUUCAAUGACAAGUUUAACUUAUAAAUUGUUGGUGGGAAGUUAUGUAGUUCCCUCGAUUGGUGCAAGUGGUAGUGUUUUCUCACUCUUUGCAUCCUCUGUUUUAUUUGAAAAUUCACGUGUAAGUAUUAUAUUCUUACCAAUGUUUGAUUUCGAAGGUUCUCAAGUAUUGGCAGCAUUGGCACUUUUCGAUUUCUGUGGUUUAUUUUUACCCCUUUUUUCAAGAAGAUCACCUUUGGAUCAUGCUUGUCAUUUAGGCUCAACGUUAGUUGGUGCUUUUGUUGGUUUCUUUUAUCCAUACAAAGAGAAAUAUCAACACUUUAAUGGUACUGGUAAAAUUGUAACUCCAAAUUACAUUUAUCAAGGUGAAUUCCGUGAUGGUAAAUUCAAUGGUAUAGGUCAACUUAAUAAUUACUCCCAUAUCUAUAAGGGUAUAUUCAAAGAUGAUCAAUUUUUAAGAGGUCAAAGAUUUACAAAAUCAAAUAAUGUUAUUGAUCAAAUAGAAAGAAGAAGUAGAAAUUAA
Messenger RNA from Dictyostelium discoideum AX4, 1323 nucleotides. RefSeq lists its product as hypothetical. The transcript has a single exon. Gene Ontology annotation, molecular function: serine-type endopeptidase activity. Gene Ontology annotation, cellular component: membrane. The record is from RefSeq and is a predicted model, not a curated record. The coding region runs from base 1 to 1323 and encodes 440 amino acids. NCBI's taxonomy places the organism in Eukaryota, Evosea, Eumycetozoa, Dictyosteliales, Dictyosteliaceae.